This is a messenger RNA of Colletotrichum chrysophilum, 768 nucleotides long. RefSeq lists its product as uncharacterized. Gene Ontology annotation, molecular function: methyltransferase activity. The record is from RefSeq and is a predicted model, not a curated record. NCBI's taxonomy places the organism in Eukaryota, Fungi, Ascomycota, Sordariomycetes, Glomerellales, Glomerellaceae. Bases 1 to 768 code for a protein of 255 amino acids. The transcript is spliced from 3 exons.
AUGGCGAGAGCAUCUCUGAGCGAGAGCAUCACCGAGUAUCGGCGCCUUCACGGGCGCACUUACACCCAAAAGACCGAUUAUUGCCUCCCGAAUGACGAGAGGCAGAAUGAGGGGCUUGAUAUUGCCGACUUUGCCGACGAAUUUCCCUCGGCCCAGGUAACAGGCGUUGAUAUAUCGCCCAUUCAGCCUGGUUGGGUGCCCCCAAACUGCAAGUUCCAGGUCGACGAUAUUGAGCAGCCAUGGACAUGGGACGCCGACUUUGACUACAUCCACAUCCGCCAUCUCGAGGCCAGCAUCUCGGACUGGCCUGCCCUCUACAAACAAGCGUUUGAUCAUCUUAACCCGGGUGGCUACAUUGAGAUCAAGGAGCUCGACAUUGAAGAUCAUUCUCAGGCUCUUGGCCAGGACCUGCCUCAAGACCACGUCUACCGUAGAUGGGCAAAAGUCUUCUUCGAGGCCACAGACAAGCUCGGAAAGACCAUUCAGCAGUCUCGAAACCACGGGAUCGCCAAGGCCCUCAGGGAGGCUGGCUUUGUCGACAUUGUGGAGAAGAAAUGGCCCAUCCCCAUUGGUGCGUGGCCCGCUGACCCCAUGCUCAAGGAAAUCGGCGAGUGCAACUGGAUGUACCUGGACCAGUCGCUCGAGGGAUUUGCGCUUUUUCUUCUCAAGGAGAUAAUGGGUUGGGAAUACGCCGAAAUCAUCGUCUUCGUUGCUGAGAUGCGGAAAGCUCUGAAGGACCUGAGUCUCCAACCCUUCUAUCAUCUGUAA